UUGGCUACAUUGUAUCAGUUCCCACACGAAGAACCACCACGGCGCUCAUCCAGAAACGGCGAAUACGGAGGAAUUAACCUGGAUGGGAAGCUCUUCACUGUGGGAUUAAUUGCCAUAAGGUCGCGGAAGAGGACCGGACUUGUGUCGGGCUUGAGACCGCACCGAUAGAAUGCCCUCCGCACUCGGUUGUUUUCGAUGUGGACGGUAUCUCGAAGUGUGAUGGCAGAAGUCCAGUGAAUCGCUGGCCUCCCCUCCUCUCUUGUGUUGGAUGUCUUGGGGAGUGCGCUGCCACUGCUUUCUGGUACUUCAGAUUUUUUUUAGAGGUUUUACUGUAAUUCAAGCCAAUUCCUCUGAUUUGUUCUUUUUAUGGAGUGCACACCACCAUGGACAUACCAGGGUUUGGAAUAGGAGUGGCUAGCUAAGUCGGGCAAAAUGUGGAUAAAUGGGACAGGGACGAGUAGACCGUGAGGAUUCUCUAACCCUUGCCCCUGAGUCCCAACCGUCUGAGAGGGUGUCGGACCUCACUGAGGCAAUCCUGGGCCGUUGGCACUAAAAUGUCCCUAAGUGGUGGCACUGCAGGCGGGAAAGGUGUGGACUCUAAUGCGGUGGACACUUACGACAGCGGGGAUGAGUGGGAUAUCGGUGUUGGAAAUCUGAUUAUUGACCUUGACGCUGACUUAGAGAAGGACAAACUUGAGAUGUCUGGCACCAAGGACGGUAUGGCGGCACCACCCAGUGCAGUGGCAGCAUUGCCUGACAACAUCAGGUUUGUUAGUCCAGUGUCUGGCUCUCAAGGUAAGGAAAGCAAAUCCAAAUACAAGCGCAGUAAGAACUCUAAAGACAAUAGUAGCAAAGCUUCGGCAGGAGAUGGGGGCAAAAAAGAAACAGGACGGACUCAAGGGGAGCCAACAGGCACAGCAGCGAGUGCAGGAGCUGCUGGCAACAAUUCCACCUCUGGGAAGAACAUGGAGAAAGGGGGCAAAGCCUCCAGAGGUGGUCUGAGUGGUAAAAAAGAGAAAGAAGGAGCUAGUGGGAAAAGUAAGAAGGACAAAACAGAUGGAGCCCCAGUCGUGGCAAUAGCUGCUGCGGAGAAGGAUGUUGUGUCUCAAGCCCAAGUUGCUUUGGGGAAUAGUCGUAAUACGUCCUUUGAGAACACACAAUCAACAGACUUGGCAGAAGCCAAUCAAAUGGGGAAUAUUGCACUUGAAGCUGUUGGGAUAGUACCAGCAUUGACCACAAAAACUGAACCGGAGGAGGUGGAAAAUGGUAAUAGUGAAUGCAAGACGUUAAAGAAGGUGAAAAAUGAAAAGAUGGAAUCUCCCGUCUCCACGCCAGCACCUCCUCCCCUCCAUCUCCUGGCCACAGUAGGCAACAGCGAGAUUGCCUCGCCGUGCGAGCAGAUAAUGGUGCGCACACGCUCAGUGGCGGUGAACACAUCCGACGUGGCCCUGGCGACUGAGCCCGAGUGCUUGGGGCCCUGCGAGCCUGGUACCAGCGUCAAUCUCGAAGGCAUCGUGUGGCAGGAAACCGAAGACGGCAUGCUGGUGGUCAAUGUUACCUGGAGAAACAAGACAUAUGUGGGCACCCUGUUGGACUGUACGCGACAUGACUGGGCUCCUCCCAGGUUUUGCGAAUCCCCUACAAGUGAUCUGGAGAUGAGGAAUGGCCGCGGUCGAGGUAAGCGAAUGAGACCGAAUAGCAACACCCCUAUCAACGAGAACAGCAACUCAUCAGACAACAAGGGCACCGCCAACAACAAGACGCGUGCUGCGUCUAACAGCAAGGGCCGGAGGGGCAGCCAGACGCCAUCAGAGCGCCGCACCCCACCCAACAGCAACACAGAGGACAUCAAAGCCAGUCCCUCCUCAGCCGGAAAACGCAAGACCAAACCAGCCUCAGACAUGGAACCCAAUUCCAGCUCAGAGGACACCAAAGGCAACAAACGCAUGCGGACAAACUCCAACAGCGGAGGUGCAGGAUCAACAGGUCUACCUAUCCCUUCUAUUAAGACUGAGCCACUUCCACCUCCCCUCGACCGCAGCUGCCCCUCUCCAGUUCUUAUUGACUGCCCACACCCUAACUGCAACAAAAAGUACAAGCACAUCAAUGGUCUGAAGUACCACCAAGCCCGUGCCCACAAUGAUGAUGACAUAAAGCUGGACUUAGAUGGAGACAGUGAAUAUGGAGAGGACUCAACUCUCCACCCUGAACCAGGGAACUGUAAUGGAGCCUCUAUCUCUCAGAAAGGAUGCUUGUCUCCUGCAAGAUCAGUUACUCCAAAAGGCAGGAAUUUUGAUGCUCAGAGUCCUUCCCCGUCUCCUGGCAAGUUUGGUUCAAAGCAGAGUAAAAAGAAAAUUGCUGAGACUGAUCCGGAACUGGUGGGUACGCAGGCAGACGGGUGUGAAGAUGGGCUAUGCCUCACUGAUGAGGCCAGUAACGAUGGUAUAGAUGAUAAGAGAGGAUCAGACAAGUCCAAAAAGGGUAACACUGGGACCAAGGCUGAUAAACUCUCCCAGAAAAACAUGAAGUCACCACGGCCCAUUGGCCCUGGCUCUACAGCAACCCAGCAGAUGUAUUCUUUUCCUCCAGGAAACCCAAAUUCUUCCCCGGGGCUUACCCCAAUGAUACAAGGAAUCCCCAAAAGCCCCCAAAUGAAAGGCACACAGCCCAAACCUCCUGCCAUUGGAGAUCCUGCCUCAAAUAGCUCCAAAGACAAGAAGAAGAAGGACAAGAAGAAAAAAGAUGGCGGGAAGGAGGCUGACAGCCCCAAGCCUCCGGGAAAGGGAGGAAAACUGGAGGAAGGAAAGCUUCCAUACUCUGAACUUUCUGAUCAAGGAAAUAAGGGGGAAGGACUCCUCAAUGGCUCCUCAGAUCCACAUCAGAGUCGCUUGGCCAGUAUCAAGGCUGAGGCUGACAAGAUUUACAGCUUUUCUGACAAUGCCCCUAGCCCAUCCAUUGGUGUAGCUAGUCGGAUAGAUGGCACUGGAAUGCCACAGCCUCUCACGCCACUUCACGUGGUGAACCAGAAUGGUGCCGACAACUCUUCAGUCAAAACCAAUAGUCCAGCAUAUUCAGACAUUUCAGAUGCUGGUGAGGAUGGCGAAGGGAAACUAGAAGGUGUUAAAGUCAGGACAGAGGACCAAGCCAUCAGGGAAAGUGUCAAAAAAGCGCUCUUUCCAAACCAGACACCCAGCAAAGAUUCCCCAUACUAUCACGGCUAUGAGACUUACUACUCACCCAAUUAUGUCAACCCCAGUCCUGGCGGGCCCAAUCCCGGCACGCCAGUGGCUGAAGGUCAGGUUAAGAUCAAAAAGGAUGAUGACCAGGACCAAGGUGAGGAAAAAGUCAAGGUUGACAUGCAUGAAGACCGCAAACCUGACAGCAGUGUUCCUGGCCAGCAGCAGCAACAGCAACAGCAACCCUCAGUCAUCCAACAGCGAUCCAACAUGUACAUGCAACCUCUUUACUACAACCAGUAUGCUUAUGUCCCGCCAUAUGCGUACCAUCCUGAUCAAGCCUACCAUAACCACUUGAUGAACACCAACCCAGCCUACCGGCAACAAUACGAGGAGCGGCAGCGACAGAUGGCUGAGCAGCAUCGUGCUGCUGAGAAGAAGUCAGAUGUAGCCAUAAAAGAACGAGAGGCCUCCAUGAAGGAGGAGUGGAAACAAAAGAGCCCAAUGCCACCAAGCCUCUCCAAAGCCCCAAGUCAGUCAGAUCUUGGGAAAACACCGCAGCCCCCAAGCAAAUCUAGGGACUCGCCCUCUGAGCCCUCUUCCAAAUCGCUGGGAAGCAUAAAGGGGGAGGACCCAAAGUCCCAGCAAGCUGAGGGGCUGAAGAUGAAGCUGACUGAUGGGGGCCACCAUGGAAAGGAAGACUCUAAGCAAGUACUGGAGUCCAGAGGUCAGGCAGGGAUGGAGCAGGCCAUGUGGUACAGACAGCAGUACCCUGAGAGCCAGAAGCCGCAGGCAGAAGACGAACACCAGCAACAACAACCUCGAUGGAAAGAUGAAAGGGACAGAGAACGGGAACGCGAUCGUAAAUUAAAGGAAGACAGGCCCAGGCCCAAGGACAGUCAAAGUGGGCCCAAGGAGGACGGCAAAGAGGGCAGUGAUCCCAGAAUCACCUCUGAGGACCACCGGGCCAUGAGCAAAGACUCUCGUUCUAAUCCCCACAUGCAGUUCUCAUCACCACUAGCACAGCACCAAGGCUACAUGCCCUACAUGCAUGGUUACCCCUAUGGACAAGGCUAUGACCCCAACCACCCUGGAUACAGGGGCAUGCCCUCAGUCAUGAUGCAGAAUUACCCAGGUUCUUAUCUACCCGGAGGCUAUCCAUUUUCUCCAUAUGGCAGUAAAAUAGCCGGCGGCGAGGAAGGCAGCGACAAAUCUCGCGCUAGCCCUACUGUCACCAAAACAGCAACGGACUCCAAAGCCCUGGAUAUCCUGCAUCAGCACGCCAGCCAAUACAAGAGCAAAUCCCCCACAGUAGGUGACAAGCCACCCCAUGACAGGGAGAGGGAGCAGGACAGAGGAGCUGGUGGAGACAGAGAUCGGGAAAGGGAGCGCGAGAGGGAAAGAGAAAGAGACAUGGACCGACCGCGAUCCUCCCCCUCCCAGCGCAUCAUGCCCUCUCACCACCACCUGGGCUACCCCCUGCUCUCAGGCCAAUAUGACCUGUCCUACGCCACAGGUCUCUCCUCAUCAGCUAUUGUUGCCAGCCAACAAGCAGCAACCCCCUCCCUCUACCCACCACCACGGAGGUGAGAACGGGAAACCUGACCGUCACACCUCAACCCUGCAAAGAUUCAUGUGACUGGCUCACAUGAGAGGAAAAUCUCCCGGGUGUUACCUUUUAGACAUCAGUUGAAUGGUGUUUAUAUCUAUAUUUUUAGUUCUUCUGUCCCGAGGCGAGGCAGAUUGUCGUUUUUUUGUUGUUGUUUUUUUUCCCCUCCCCUCGUAAAUGACCCCAAAUUUUCCAGACCUUGGACUGUAACAAGACUGAUAAUAACCCAGGUUCAAAGCCAUCACUCUGCCUCAUCGCGCAGAGGAAACACCAACCCGCUGAUUAUCUAGUCUUUGCACUGUCAACAAAUACAAUGCAAAAAGAGACUAUUGGACUGCCAGAACAGCUUUUUUCUUGUUUUUUUCUUUGACUGCAUUGUUUUUUGUCACACGCAGAAAGAAAUUGGCAGGGGAUGUAGAGUGGCUGAUGGGAAAGGGGAGUCAAACUAAAUUAAAGACUGAAAAAAAAAAGUGAAUCAUAUUGAAAUGAUUUCAACUCUUUUGUCUUUGGCUUAUUGUAUGCCGUGAAACAACAGUAUAUCCUUAACUUGACAAAUGUUUGGCUAUAUUUCGUGGGGAGAGGGAAUAUGGCAACAGCUGCUUUCAUCAGAGACUUAAGAGCCUGAGACUGAAGGUUUUUUUUUUUUUUUCAUCUUCCAUCGUCAUUGUUGAUUCCCAUCCUCUAUGAACCCUCAGUUCUUGUUUCAGGGAUGAUGUCGUCAUGUUUCGCGAAGGGACCGCACACACCUCAAUGGAGAAUAAACACUAUUCAUGUUUCUUUUCUUUUCUAUUUUUUUUCUUCUCUCUUCAGUCCAUAUCAUUGUGUUCAUCCUUGAAUGUGUCUGACGCUGGUGUUAGUCCGGUUUUGCCUCACAGUGAAAGGGUCUCUGUCUUUACACUCACUCGAAACGGUGAAGCCACAUCAGCGAGCGAUGAGUUCACGGGGCAUUGUCAUCCCUGCGUUCGGCCACUUGUGACGGUUUUUGGUGUUUUACUGUAAGAUUGUGCUUCGUUCAGCUCGUCAAGUUUGUUUCUGUAAACAAUGUGAAAUUUCACUUGACUCAUGUGUUUUUCUGCUGUAAUAUAGACUUUUAGCCUACUUUUAUGUGCAUAAAUGUUUAUAUUUAUCCCAGCACGCAACUGUUUAAGAAGUGUCACUGUUAAAUAGCUUCUGGUCUCCACAGAGUUUUAACAUUAUGUGCUCAGAUCAUUAACGCUGCAGAGUCCCUGAACGUCUCACGGUGCUUCCUCUUCGCCCCAGCUUUGGUUUGAUUUGACUCACUUGACCUCUACUUUAUCAGCACAUCACAGGCUCGGUUCACAUCUCCAUUCAUCCCAGCAUGCGGUGUGCAGUUCAGACUGGUUCCAGACCUCUGGAUGGCUGUCCACAUCUCAGAUCCUUAUCAGCAAUUCAGUGGCAACUCAAACGGAUAAUUCACUCAGAUUAACUGAAAACAAAACAGCGAAUCGGUCAGAUUUCUGGUGAAAACAUCUCAUGGUGCUUCAUCCCUUGCUCGUGUGGCUUCACCAUAACACACAGUGGUUGGCUCGGUUUUCUCACCAGCGGCAAGCUUUGGAUCAGUCCAAAGAGUCUGCUACCUCAGACAGCAGUUUGCUUUGUUCAGUUGCUGCCUGUGCCGUAAGCGCGACCACUGGCACAUUAAACAUGAGUGCAUGAAAUGACCCAAAACAUCUUCCCGCUCUCACUAUCACAGAACAAACACGAACCGAUCGGACGCAGACAGUGAGCUUGAACGAAAAGGAAGGUUGAGCCAGCGCAGAGCUCGGAGCAAAAGCUAACAUGGCAAAACGAGUGAAUCAUGCGCACGACUGAGGUUGGCCAAUCGGCUGAAAAGGAGCACGUCGCUCGAGGCUCUCCUUUGGAUCUCCGACGGGUGGUGCCGCUCUGUAAAUUCCACCAAGUCUUGUUAACUUUAAGCAACUGUCAACAGGGCCUGUUCUACCAGAGGGACCCUCUUGGCUUUAAAUUACAGUUCUCUCAUACCUCAGGGGUUGUAAGUGAAAUUCUAUCCAUAUGCUGUUUGCAUUGAUUUCAGAGGGCUUCUGUUUAUGGGUGUGAGAAAAGCACAUUUUCUGCUCUGAGCUGGAAGUGCUGCAGUGGUUCAUUCAGAGAUGACAAAUUGGCUCAGGAUGGGGAUCUGUUAAAGGUUUUAUGCCUCACAGCGCUGUUGCGGGUUGUGAACAGUCUUCACGUUCCUCUGAAGCAUAACAACGAGUAGAAUAUUGACCAUGUUGUCGUUAAAUUAAAUUUGAUUGAUUUUGGUUUCACAAUCACUCUUGAUGAUCCCAUUGUUGUAGUUUUUUUUUUUUCCCCUCAUUUAAUACCGUGUGCGUUCGAGUCCGUAAGCCACCGGUUGAUCUCAUGUCUAACGCGCUGCGAUGUUGGACGCUGGCUGUUUGUUGAGACACUACUUAUGAUUAUGAAACUGCAGCUUUUCAUUUUGAGGUUCUUGGACAUUCCCAGUAAAUAAGUUGCCAGUUUCUCGUCCCACGGAAGUUUGCAAGACGGUAUCUCUUUUGACUUUUUUGCGCAUUUUAAAGAAGAAUGGCUGACAUGAAUAAGCUGAAUGUGGUGGUGUUUGACUUGUACUUAAUCUGUAAGGGUAAUCUAGGCAGCUGUGAUGUUGUCAUUAAAGUCAGUGGGUUUUAGUACCAGCAGACUGCAUACAGUACAUAUAGUUUUAUCAGACAAUGGUUGUGACAAGUGCAUUUGUUCUCUCUCUGAGAGUAGUAAUGUUAUCUCAGUAGUAAGCAAAGCCCAGUGAAAACCAUAUAUACUAAAGUGUAUGAAAAGCCAGAAAAGUAAUGUUUGCUAUCAACAUAUUGGAAAGUGCUUGGCUCUUGUAUUUUGCAGGACUGUAUUUGUUUCAUGGUGAAGAGUAUAUUUAUUGGCCAGCAGUUGUCUCAAUUGGUGCCUAGUUGAACAUUCUUCUGUGAAAAUGCAGAGACACUUGCUCGUUUGUCUUUUCCUGACCCACCUACUGUCACACAAAACCCCUCCCCCGCCCCACCCCCCACCCCCUCCUCCCCCCCAAAAAAGAGCACCAGUUCUGGUGCUUGCAAGGAUGUUUACAAUGUCUUCAUUUUCUUUCUGUGUGAGAAAAUUCAGAACUCUUUGCCCUCUCCUUUCUCCCGCCCUUCAGGAGUUUGUGUAAAGUGUACAUUACCAUGGUUCUUUUUUAUACAAUACUCUGUAACUUGCCUUUGUAAAUUUGGGCUGGAAAAAAAUAAAUCUUUUUAUGAGACAAUCUGUCCUGGGACCUGCUCAAUGGCCUCC
Molecule: messenger RNA, 8082 nt
Organism: Chelmon rostratus (copperband butterflyfish)
Lineage: Eukaryota; Metazoa; Chordata; Actinopteri; Chaetodontiformes; Chaetodontidae
Product: zinc finger protein 609-like
Exons: 9
Coding region: 555-4766 (1403 amino acids)
Biological process (GO): regulation of transcription by RNA polymerase II
Cellular component (GO): nucleus
Source: RefSeq, a predicted model, not a curated record